Messenger RNA from Emiliania huxleyi CCMP1516, 1263 nucleotides. RefSeq lists its product as hypothetical. The record is from RefSeq and is a predicted model, not a curated record. The coding region runs from base 1 to 1263 and encodes 420 amino acids. NCBI's taxonomy places the organism in Eukaryota, Haptophyta, Isochrysidales, Noelaerhabdaceae. The transcript is spliced from 3 exons.
AUGGGAGCGCGGGUGCGGCAGCAGGCGGGGGUGCCACACGGAGCGCACCACGAGAGGAUCAUGCGGGGAGAGGCGGGGAGAGAGACCCCGGGCGCCGCCACGAGGAGCGAACUCAGGGGCUGCCUCGUAUGUAAGGCCGCGAGGGACGCGGCGAGGAGGGCGGCACUAAAGCGGGACCCGCUGUGCCCGAUCGUGCGGAAAGCCGCGCAGCAAUGGACCGAGGAAGAUGAGAACCCGCCUAGAGCGACAAUGGCGCACUUGCUUAGCGGCGCCUGUCCGGGGAAUAGGGAGCAGGCCAGAUGGUUCCUCAGAGUAGCGCGAGCGCAGACGGGGACGGCGAUCAGCAAAGUAGCGCAGGCGGCACCCGACUCCAAGGAUACGCUGAAGACGCUGAGAAUAGCGCAUGUCGCUGCGCUGAAGGGCUCACGCUAUAGGGUGCUGGAUGAGGAUGGGUACGAUGCACUAGCACCAGCCGUCGGGGGGGUGUUGCCGGCGCUGGUAGAUGAUCUCUCGGAGAAGAGCCGGAGGGACCUUGGCGCCGGGGUCACGAGGAACUUGCAAGUCGUGGCCGAGGCGGCGACGGGAGCGGUGCAGAGGUGGAUCCAGCUCAAUGAUGAGGCUACGGCGCGCAUAAUGAAGAGAGAGGAACACAUCGAGUGGCUGAGGAAGCUCUUCGCUGGGUGGAAGGAGGCCCGGCCAGCCUUGAGGGAGUCGCGGAGGAGGAGGGAUAAUGGAGGCAACGUGCAGACAGGCCAGCAGCCAGUGGGACGAACGAGGGCCGCGACGGCGGCUCAAGCGGGAGGGAGCGGAGACGGUGGGCAGAGAGCGAAGUGGGUGAGACUGAUGAUGCUCCUUCGACUUAGGGAGCGGUACAGAUGCUGGGCGGGCUUCAGGCUGGUGCUCACGCGAACAGGAAUCGACGCGAUGUACAAAGCAUACAAGAAGGGGAGAGGGAAGAGGAGAGACGCCGGUGAGGACGAAGCAGAAACUAGCGCAGACGAGGGCAGGGCAGACCCGGGGACUGGGGAGCCGGAGCAGACGGCAUCGGCCGCCGAGGGAACGGCAGAAGACGGUGAGGCGGAGCAGACGCGCAGGGCGAGACGAGGGAGGGAGCAGGACUUUGCGGAGAUCAGCAGGAGGAUGUACGAAGAGAUUAGGAGCAGCAGGGACCCGAGGGACCAUGAGUCCAGUGUGCGGCGAAAAUUCUUUUUCGGGGAACCAAAGUCGGCGCUGAGUCGGCGUGAGAUGUGGUUCCCGUGGUGA